UGCAGCGAGCAGUGCAUGUCUGUAGUAGUCUAUAGCUAGGGUUACAGUUACCAUGGCUGGACCAGUUAGUGUGUACAGUGAUCUACUGACCAGAGAAGAAAAUGAACUACUCUUUAGCAUGCUGGGUGCACGUGUUCAGUGUAAGGCCACUGCUGUUGUACAGAUGUUCCAUGCUCACCCUAAUCCAGCCUACUGGACUAUGUUCAGAACUGGAGUGAUAUGUUUUGUGAAGGACUACCAUAGAAGAACAUAUCAGAUACAAUUGUUUGACGUUCUAGCUGGGGAUUUGCUGUUUGAACAAGAGCUGUACAAGCAAUUUGUCUAUUGCAGGGACUGCUCAUACUUCCACUCGUUUCCUGGAGACAGUUUCAUGGUUGGUCUAAACUUUGCUGAUGAGGCAGAGGCCACCUCAUUUUGCCUGGCAGUGAGUCGCAAGCUGAAACCUGGAAACAAAAAAGCUAAGCGUCCUGUAGUGGACGUACAUGUACCUGUACCCCAACAGCACCGUGCUCGUAGCCAGACUAUUGUGACCGGACCUCCGUCAAUGGGAGGGGACAGACGUAAAUCAAGACGGAUCAAGACCAGAGGACCAGUGCAGAAUGCACCUCGCAAGGAGGCUCAUCAACUCGCCAUGAUUGGAUUUGACCCUGAAACUGGAGUGUUCAAUAGUCAUAGAAUCCACCCCAAGUGGUUACAACUGUUGGACAGUGUGGGAGUCACAUUGGAGCAGCUGAAGGAUAUACGCACAGCGUUGUUCAUUACUGAGUUUGUCGAUAAGCACGGUGGUAUAGAGGAGGCCAACCGCCAGCUGGUAGGAGCUGCAAGAACACCACCCCACUCUCCUGUCAGGUCUAGAGCAAAGUCUGUGAUGGUACGACGAGGGAAGUCGUACAGGGGGCGUGGCCAAAGACCCCCCACACAGCACUCUCCACCCCCUGUUGGCAUACCGGCUCCACCCCCUUUACAUUUAAGUGCACAUUUACAUGUUCCGGCUGCCCCUCCCCCUCCAGCAGUGGGUGUGUCUAUUCCACCCCCACCCCCCAUACCUUCCAUCAUCAGUGAGGGAUCUGUACCUGUGGCAGUAGUGAAGGGUGGUCUAUUGGCGGACAUAGAGGCUGGAUAUCGACUGAGACCUGUGGACACUAGCAAGAGAGAGGGUCGGGAGAAGACCCUCACUGGAAUGGCCGCUGCACUGGCCAAUGCUCUGAACAUGAGGAACAGAGUGAUGCAAUUCAGUGAUGAAGAAGAUGAUGAUCAGGAGGCAGUAGACAACGACGACUGGAACUCAGACUAGCUAGUGUAUAAUAGUGUUAAUUAUGCUUUACUAACAGUGGACAGACAUGAUGGAGUAUUCCAUAAGUGAAUGAAUAAAAAGUUUCAGCAUUUAUAUUAAGACACAAACAACUACUACAUGUGUAUACACUAAAACAGUCACAAACAAGCUACAUGCACAAGUACAUUCAAGUCUAUAGAUUGAUGCCGAUCAACUGAAGCUGGUGCCGAGCUGUAGCGUGUGUGCGUGU
Messenger RNA from Halichondria panicea, 1523 nucleotides. Its product is annotated as actin nucleation-promoting factor WASL-like. Gene Ontology annotation, biological process: actin filament organization. The record is from RefSeq and is a predicted model, not a curated record. The transcript has 8 exons. Lineage: Eukaryota; Metazoa; Porifera; Demospongiae; Suberitida; Halichondriidae. The coding region runs from base 53 to 1294 and encodes 413 amino acids.